Cuscuta epithymum is the source of this 2902-nucleotide messenger RNA. NCBI's taxonomy places the organism in Eukaryota, Viridiplantae, Streptophyta, Magnoliopsida, Solanales, Convolvulaceae. The record is from the annotation of a GenBank genome assembly.
CAGAAUUAACAAUGGCCUGGGAAAGGUUCCGGCCAUUUUGACUAAUUUUUUCUGGGUUGAUGGAUUCUUGAUCAAUUCCUUUUCUCUUGGCAAAACAUUAAAAAGAGACAAAAAAAACAUUGUAAUGAUAUGAUCAAGCCACCAUCUUCCAUCACCUAUGGCUCAUAUAAUCAUACCUUAAAAUGUGAGAAAAGAUGGCCUCUUUUCAAUUGGAAAUCGCCCCUUCUUCAGAGUUCGGUUGUAUAAUGCGGAAUCAUCAUAGCCGCCAAAACCAUUGCAACACCGGAGAUUCCACCUCUUUUCCGGAGAAUCUAAAGGAUUUGGUGCAUUCUUGCAUUUCUAGCGACCCAAGGAAUUCAAAUUCAGCGGAUCCCAAUGACAAUGUCAAUAACGUUGUCAACCUAACAGAUUUAUGGGUUCACAAACCGCAAUAUCUCACGAACAUCAAUGAGAAAACUCCAAAGAAGCGAGGCAGCAACAAGACAACGGAUAAUUGGGACAAAGCAAGAAAAAAGGUCUUCCCCAAGGAAGGAAAGUAUGAUAACAAAGUAGGGUUUGUUGGAAAGCCGCUAGAGGCCCCUAGGGUCGUGUCUUCACUUGUGAAAAAGUGGAGAGACUUUGAGGCCGAGUCCAAACCUCUAGCGUCUGGUGACAACAACAACAACAUUAACAAUAAUAGUAAUGAUUCAUCAUCUUGUCCUACUAGAACAAACUCUGGUGUGACAUUACUUCAAGAGAGCAUUUCAUUUGUUGACAUUCCUCCAACAUGGUCAAGAGAUUGUGACUCGUCCUCUAAUGAAGACGAGUCACCGACGAAUGACAAUGACUCAUUUAAGGAUUGGGAAUCAGAUAGGCGGGUAGUGAGCGCUCCACCCUCCGUUCGAGGAAGGGAUUCUGAUGCAACGGAGAGCGAAAGGGUGAGGGUAAUCGACAUUAUCAAGAAAUUGACCUCUAGUGGUGGCGAUGAUAAUCAAGACCGUGAGCACAUGAGCAAUGUGGCGGUGAAUGAAGCGCCGCCACUCACUCGGGUUAAUAAAUCUUGUACCGAACAUGGGAGUUCAAACUGUGCUGUUGUGCAGUCACCCCGCAUCAGCAUUAGAGGUCGUCAAGCACUGAAUGAUUUGAUUGUGCAAAUAGAACGCGAGAGAGCCAGGGAGCUUGAAGGACUUAUGGAACGUAAAGCAGUAUCGAAAUUUCAACAAAAGGGCCGCAUUCAGGCUAUGCUCAAGCUUAAAUUUUUAAGACGUGAGGCGAAUAUGAAAGAUGCACCACGAGGAAACUCAAGUUGCAUUACGCCUGAAUCAAGUAGGUCAACGAAAUCUUCUAUACUACACCUUAGGGAAAAAUUCAAAGAAGUUGUUCAAAAAGGUUUAGCAGAUUCGAAAGCCACCAUCGAAGAAGCUUCAUGUGACAAAAACAUAGAACUUGAAACUGUUUCCACACCAAAUCCCGAAAAGGAGAGCCACCAUGAAGAGACUUCAGAUGAACUCUAUCAAAAUAAAAAAGAAGCUACAAAAAACGCCUCAAAACAAAUUGAUGAAAUAGGAACAAUUACUCAAUCACAUCAAACUGGCAGUUCUAUUGAUGAAGAACCCUUGAAAAAUUUGAGUUGUGAAGUAAGAUGUGAUGAUGGGUUUACAGAAUCUGUAGAUACGGUGAAAUUUAUUUGUAAACGUGAAGAUGUUUUUAACAAUAGUAACAAACACAAGAAUAUGAGUGAAUGGAGACGAGAUUGGGAAGAGAACGAUUGGAGUUGGGUUAGUGAUUGUUCUCAUGAUGAUGCAAAUAGUAGGUGGGAUCAACUCCAAUUUGAUUUCCAACAAGAUGAUGAUCUCCAACAGCGUGUAGAAGAAAUGUGUCAAGAUUGGAUUAAUGAUGUUUCCCGCCCUCGUAGUCAAUGGGAAGACCUAAGGCAAGCAAGAUACCAAGAGAUGCUCGAUCCUUUCUUUAAUAAUGGUGACUUGCAACAACUUCUUGAGAGGAAAAGUGUUUCAAAUUUUCUUUCAGGUGAAAGCAGAGACAAAAUAGAUCAAUUGAUGAUAUCUCGCUCACAAAAACAACCAACCAUAAUAAGUAAUGGCAUUGAACAAACACAAGAGCAUGAGAUGGAAAUUGUUGAGGACAAGAUAGAAGAGGCAGUCAAAAGUGCUACUGAAGGAAAACUAAACCAAGAAGAUGAAGAGAAUAUAGAUAGUAUUAACAAUAAUCAAAUACGACAACAUAAUAGUGAAUGUGAGAUAAAUGAUGAAUCUUAUCAUAUUGCAUCAACAUCUUUAUCUCAAGGUCAAUCACCUAACAUUAUUUUUCCUCAAGCUAAUGAAAUGAAUUUUGUUGAUGAAUUAAUGGGUCAUAUGCACCAACUUCAUCAAGAGAUUUCAGAAAUACGAAGAGCCAUCAUUAGUUGCAUAGAUAUGCAAAUGAAACUUCAUCAUUCAAUCAAGGACGAGGUUGCAUCCGCUUUUAAUAACUUAGGCAAACAGAAUGGGAGGACUUUGAGCAAGACAAAUUAUUGUAGUGUAUGUCAUGAGAUCACCAUCAAUUCACUUCUAUAUAGAUGUGGACAUAUGUGCACUUGCUUCAAAUGUGCCCAGGAGUUGCAACAUGCCAAUGAAAAAUGUCCAAUUUGCCGAGCUCCAAUUAUGGAUGUUGUUUUUGUGAAUCCGUCCAUGCGUGAGGUUCUAUGAAGGUGAAUGUUAAUAUGCGUGGUUUCCAUUACUGAGACAACACGAGCAAAAGAAAAUACAUAAACUAUUUGUUAGUUUUUUGUAUAUUUGAGUUUGGCAAAUAGAAAGAUGAUACACAAUCUGAUUGACAUUAAUAGUGAUAUGUACUUCAUCCAAUUUUGUAGUACGCAAGAGUAAAUUCAACACAUGGGACAAAUUUGAGUAUUAUAUAAUGUGAG